Molecule: messenger RNA, 1026 nt
Organism: Laccaria bicolor S238N-H82
Lineage: Eukaryota; Fungi; Basidiomycota; Agaricomycetes; Agaricales; Hydnangiaceae
Exons: 13
Coding region: 1-1026 (341 amino acids)
Source: RefSeq, a predicted model, not a curated record
AUGCAAAAGACUCAGAUAUGUUGGUCAGUAGUAGUGACACACAGACGACAGCAACCACAACAACGACGAGUCAAACAUGAUGGCAAUAUGGGGGGGAUAGACACAAACAGAGGGCGGGCUUACAAGCACCUGCCAAUGGACCCCACCUCACAGAUCAACGCCAACAUGGUCACAUUGUUACGGUUGUUAAGUGUAACGGGCAGUUAUGUUAAGCUUUCGUGUUUGUUUGUUUCCUUGCGCCCGAAGAUACAUCUUAAGAGUUUUUUGCUCACCACCAACCACACAACACAAUACUGUCAAAACACUGGCGCAUGCCCUGUGCCCCAGUUACCAAUAACAAUGAGUCAAACACAAUGGAAUAUGGGGGGGAUAGACACAACCAGAGGCACAAUGACGACAACACCUGCCAAUGGACCCCACCUUGCAGGUCAAUGCCAAUACAGUCACAUGCAGUUGCUCACCACCACACAACACGAUGCCAUCAAAACACUGGCGCAUGCCCUGUGCCCCAGUUACCAUUUCCUGACUUUCCGAUCCUCGCAGGUUUCCAUGGCAGUAUCGAUUGACACUUGCACUGCCUUUGCAAGGUUCAUUGGUCAUUUCUGGAGGGAUACCUGCACAUGGGUUGGGAACCCCCAGGUUUUUGUAAACCCUCGACCCGUACCUGCAAAAACCCACACCCGUGGAUGCAGGGUAGCCCGUGACAUUCCCUAUGGGUGGUUGCACUUGCUGUUUGGUGGUGUACCAUGCUGCACAAGAGACAUAGACGGAGAAAGUGAUUGGUGGGCAAUAUCCAGGGCUAUUUUUGGAAUGACAGCGUGUGAAGUGGCAAGAUCACCCCCCUCAGAGGCCAAUUACCACCAGACAAAGAAUUGGCCUCUGAGGGGCCCUAGCACUUAUAAAGCACCAGGCCCAAGUGGGUUCAAUCUCAAGGUCUUAGGGCCUCAUCUCAAUGCACUCACUCAAUUUCAGGUAGUAGCUAAAGUAUUUAGUCUAAGAUUGCACUCUCAAAACUUUGAACUCUGA